Molecule: messenger RNA, 738 nt
Organism: Nicotiana attenuata
Lineage: Eukaryota; Viridiplantae; Streptophyta; Magnoliopsida; Solanales; Solanaceae
Exons: 2
Coding region: 1-738 (245 amino acids)
Source: RefSeq, a predicted model, not a curated record
AUGGAAUGGAUGGACUUGCCACCGGUCGCUGAUGAUUGGGUUGUUCAAGCCUUCACUCAAGGACUCAACGUUCGAAGUUCAGUGGCUUCACAGCAGUUGAAGCAGAAUUUGAUAAAAUACCCGGCUGCCACUUGGGCCGAUGCGCACAAUCGGUAUCAAUCAAAGAUCAGGGUCGAGGACGAUCAACUUGGGGCUCCUUCGGGAUCUAUCGGUCCCAAAGAGGCACCACGAUUAUCGGAGUACAACUUUAAUAUGGACGCGGUUGCCAUCGUAUUGGUCAUUGGAUGCAUCAAAGAUACCAAGUGGCCUCGACCUUUGCAAAUUGAUCCAACACAGAGGGAUCCUAACCAAAUAUGCAAAUAUCAUGGCACACAUGGCCAUAGAACGGAGGACUGUCAACAAUUGAAAGAAUUUCUGAGUGACCGAGCUAAGAAUCAUUUCAAAUACAGAGAUUCCAAUAAACAAAAUGAACAAGAUGAGCCCCAGCACGUCAUCCAUAUGAUCAUCGGAGGAGUCGAUAUUCCUCAAGUUUCGAUGAUAAAACGCACCAAAGUAUCAAUCACAAGGGAAAAGCGGACUCGAUAUUACAUACCAGAAGGGACUCUAUCUUUCAAUGACGAGGAUGCGGAAAGGAUCAUGCAACCCCAUAAUGAUGCGCUAGUAAUUUCUGUACUUAUGAAUAAAACUCGAGUUAAAGGUGUGCUAAUUGAUCCAUGUAGCUCGGCCAAUAUCAUCUGA